AUAAUAUCGCCACCUGCUGGACUGGAGGCUGAAAGUGACAGAGCAGAACAUGUGAGCUGGUCACAGCUUUGUGCGGUAGCUAACUGCGGUGUAAUGGCGUCUUCAGUCAGUUAGAGAUAAACCCCUGGUUUACCGUGUUUUGUUGCUAAACUCUACCGUGUCCCACCUGUCCGGCCCGGAGAAGCGGGAAGAGAGGGGCGCUGCCGGGCUGCAACAUAGUACUGCUGCUGCUAGCUUAGCUAACGUCAGCUAACCCACUGCCAGCGGUAAACGCUCGGGUCAAAAAUGGCCUCGGUUUCGAUUCCUGCCUGCACCACUGCACUUUUACUGGACAUCGAGGGAACCACUACGCCGAUCACGUUUGUUAAGGACAUACUGUUUCCUUAUAUCAGAGAGCAUCUUGAGGAUCAUCUGUCCACGCAUUGGGAGGAAGAUGAGUGCAAACAAGACGUCCACCUGCUCAAAAAGCAGAUCGAAGAGGACAUGAGGCAGAACCGGGCGUGUCCCGUCCACACCGUGGACCAGACGGUCCACACGGACGAGGAGAAGGCCAUCAGGGAGGUGGUGGAGAACGUGAUGUGGCAGAUGGCGGCGGACAGGAAGUCCACGGCGCUCAAGCAGCUGCAGGGCCACAUGUGGAGGGCAGCCUACACGUCUGGGAGAAUCAAAGGCGAGAUCUACCCCGACGUGGUGCCGUCCGUCAAAACGUGGCGGGAACGCGGCCUGAAGGUUUACAUCUACUCCUCUGGCAGCGUGGAGGCCCAGAAGCUCCUGUUCGGAUACUCGGUGGAAGGAGACGUUUUAGACCUCUUCGACGGCCACUUCGACACCACGAUAGGAGCCAAAGUGGACUGGAAGAGCUACGAGCGGAUCGCCGAGCGGCUCGGCUGUCAGCCGGAGGAAAUCACCUUCCUCACCGACGUCAGCAGAGAGGCCAAAGCGGCGGAGGAAGCCGGGCUGAACAUCCUGCUGGUGGUCCGGCCCGGAAACAUGGAGCUGACGGACGAGGAGAGCGCUCACUACAACCUCAUUACCUCCUUUAGUCAACUUCAGCUGACGGGGCGAGCUUAACGCCGACCCAAUCCGCUUCUCCUCUACCAUCCCUGACUUUCUUUCCUUUUUUUUUUUUUUUUUUUAAAUCUACUCUGGUGUUCUUGAUUUUGACUGUUGGCAGGAACUGGGACUUUUUUUUCAUUUUUUGUUCACUGUAUGGCUAAUUAUGUAGCCUUGAAUAAGUACUCCUCUUCCUCAAACGUUUCCAUAUUUUGGCAUUUGCCACAGCUUCAAACUUCAGUGUGUGUGUAUAUAUAUAUAUAUAUAUAUAUAUAUACACAUAUAUA
Messenger RNA from Xiphophorus hellerii (green swordtail), 1340 nucleotides. It is a transcript of the gene enoph1, whose product is annotated as enolase-phosphatase 1. Gene Ontology annotation, molecular function: acireductone synthase activity; magnesium ion binding. The transcript is spliced from 6 exons. The record is from RefSeq and is a predicted model, not a curated record. Bases 286 to 1071 code for a protein of 261 amino acids. NCBI's taxonomy places the organism in Eukaryota, Metazoa, Chordata, Actinopteri, Cyprinodontiformes, Poeciliidae.